Dimorphilus gyrociliatus is the source of this 2526-nucleotide messenger RNA. The record is from the annotation of a GenBank genome assembly. NCBI's taxonomy places the organism in Eukaryota, Metazoa, Annelida, Polychaeta, Dinophilidae.
ACUCAACUGGCAUAUCUCGCCGAGAAUCGCUAAGCGGAAUAACCUGGCUAAAAAUUAUUUAAAAAAAAAGGAACAGUAGAAAAAUCAUCUUAUCGCUUAAAAAGUUGAUUUGUUUUCUAGAGUACAACAAUUUCUACAGAAAGAGGAAGAUAAAGAUCAAAAGAGAAUAGCGAAGAAAGAAGGAAAGAAAGGAGGAUUAUAAAGAAUAAAUUACAAUUAGGAAGAUAGAAUAAUAUUAAAAUUAUGAUGAAAUACUUUAAAUAUCUUCUAUUAGCGUUUAUGUGCAUCAGUGUCACUAGCUGCGAAGAUGAAGUAAUAUUCAAGAACGUCCAUCAAGGAGAAAUACAUGAAAAAGUUAUAAUUGUAAGGAAACAAAAAGAGCUUAUGGCUUUGCCGGAUGAUUGCAGAUUUGAUAUGUGCCAAGAAACGUCAUCUACUGUCGUCGUGGGUGGUCUCGUGGUUAAUUGGACCUGGCCUAGAACAUCAGGAGGAUAUAGAGUUAGUGUUAAAUGUCCGAAUUCAGUAAACAUUGGUACACCUCCCUUUGAUAAUCUUCAAUAUGGCAAUAGAACGUGCCUUAUGAAUAAUACAGCAUUCUUAUGGAGUGACAUUGAGGAUUAUAGCGAGUGCCCCGUUUCAUCUAUCUUUGAGAGGGCUCGUAUUUAUUAUUCUAAAGAAGAUUUCCGAACAACCCCGAAAAGUUUAAGUGCUAUACACACCUUAGACAAGUUAUGUUCCAUUUUUCGAGAAAACCCUAUGCAUAAGAAAGACAUUGUAGCUUUAUGUAGUAUAUAUAAAGAUUUAUCAGAUUACGAUAGCUGGAUUAAUUUCGACGAUGCUAGAUACAAAUAUUUAAAGAUUUUUGAUUCGUUUAACAUCGGUUAUAGUUCUGAUCGUAAUGAAGAUGCCGAUAGUUCCCUAGUACAGAAUAUGGAGGCAGAUAAAAUAGAUAAAUACGACACUUUAUUAAGGCUCUUCGAAUCUCUUAUCAAGUUUGUAAAAUCGGUUGCCAAGUUAAAGGAAGAUAUAACAGUAAAAGCAAAUAGAACUUGGAUAAUACACAAAACUGGUACAAAUCAAGCAGAGAGCUCAGAUAUAAGUUCCACUGUUGCUCUAUCUAAUCUAUUCGACAAAAAUCAAAUUGAUGCAAUUCCUAACUGCUCAUUAACAACUGCGAUAUUUACAUCACCAGUUUUUUAUAAAUCAGCUGGAUUGCUUAUACCAGAGAUUGUACCGGCUAUAUUUGCUAAAAAAGGAGAUGAAUGCUUAUCCGAACAAAGGAAAUUACGACUUGAAUAUAAGAUUUUUAUUAAAAAGAGUAACGAGUCAUUUGUGUCGAGGUGCUCAACGAUAAAGUUAAAGAAUAAUCGGGCAGUCAGAUCCAAACCUGGUUUAUGCGAUUCCGAUAAAGCUAUAUGGAAAAAUGAACUAGGAGGAUAUUACGAACACGUUUGCUAUUGUGAAUUGAAUACGGAAGGAUCCUAUUUCGCAUUAGAAAUGAGCGAAAUUGAAGGAAAGUUUAUUAGACCUACAGAUGUUCCGGGUACAGAUCAUAGAAGCGGAUCUUUAUCAUCAGUUUUCAGAUUCCCUUAUUCGGAUGGUUUAUAUUAUUUCGAAUUGGCUACUAGAAUUAUAUCAAUAGCCUGUUUAUUAGCAACUUUAGCAACAUUCGCUUUAUUUAAGAAAUUAAGGCAAAGUACGCCUGCAAAAAUUCUUAUUUGUCUAUGUAUAUCCCUCGUUCUUUUGAGCUCAGUCAUGUUUAUUAGCGAAGGUCUUGUCGGAGUUGGUUUUGGGGUUGGAUGUUUAAUAGCGAACGCUUUGAGAUUGUAUGCAGUAUUGUCGUCCUUACUUUGGAAUGGGGCUGAGGGCAUUAAUAUGUACCUUAUGCUUGUCCAAGUGUUUGAUGUUCAUGUACGAUAUUACGUUCUCAAAGCAGGACUAGUUGCUUGGGGUCUUCCAAUUAUAAUUAUUGGUAUAAUAAACGCAUUUUCAAAGAUGUCUCCAGUAGGUGAAUGGAGAAAUUGCGUAUUCUAUUGUACCUUAUCCAAAACUACUCUCUACUUUGGUCUUUUUUUACCUAUGGCCAUAAUAAUCAUGAUCAACUUAAUCAUCUACGUAAAAGUUGCUAAAGUAUUGAGAGAGCACGCUAAAUUACGUAAAACCAAAACUAGCGAGACUCGUAGUGAAAGAAAAGAGAAAGUUAUGCGAUUUCUUGGUGAUGUCGCCAUGUUAUUUCUCUUAGGAAUACCUUGGGUAUUUAGCGCUUUCGGCUCUAUAGAUUCAACUGGAAUGCCAAAUUUAGAGUUUAUGGAAGGAAUAUUUAACAUCUUCUAUAUAUUACUGUUGAAUUUACAAGGCCUCUUUAUAUUCAUCUUUCAUUGUUUACGAGUACCAGAGGUAAGAAAUUCCUGGACAAGCUUAUUUUCGAGUACAUCAAGCGGUGGAAGAGAUACAAGAUUAUCGAAAAUAUCUUUGUCAAGAUUAAAGCAUAAAAGACAGAGUGAGGAUAAAAUUCCCAAGAUAUAA